AUGGGGUUUCUGAGGAGGAUGGCUGGCAUGCUGGGGCUCGUGCACGGCGAGGAUGGCGGCGACGUGGCGGAGGAGGAGGAUCGGGAGGGUGUCGGGGAGGACAAGCGCCGCGCCGACUCCUCCGCCGCGGCCUCUGCCAAUCGGAGGGGCUUCAGCGUGCAGGUGCCGGUGCCAGUGGAGAGGCCCCAGGUUGGCCCCGUCUUUGUGCCCUGCGACGUAGGGGAAGGAGGCGUACAGGUGCGUCUAGUUUCUUUCUCUUCUUCUACUUCCUUGAUCCUCGCUGCUCUGUUUAUUCUAUGAGAACGGUGUAUUGUGUUUGAUCGGCUCUGAAGCAAACCAUGAAAUGCCACCUUUCGAUCGGAUAUGCUUUCGCGAACAUCAGGAAUAUUAUUUUGUAUUGAACUCUAACUAUAAAAUAUUGAACCUAUAGAUCUGUUUUGGUUUCUGUAUAAUGUGAAUCUGUAUGUUUGGAGCGGAUGUACUACGGGAUUGGCUUUAGAGUUAUAAAUUCGUCAUGGAGAAAGGGGAUGCUGAGACAGCAGAAGCCGCAAGUUAAUAGACGUCGUAAGUGCAGAUUGAUGAAAUGACGAUGAAACGAGAUGGUGAGAUGAAUUGCUUGAGAGCAUUUGAGACUAUUUUCUCACGGUUGUCGUCUAUUUUGAUCUCAACUGCUAUCACUCAUUGACGAUCAUAGAUUAUAUAAUAGAGAAUUAUUUCCCCCCUUCUCUUUUCCCAUCGGAGCAGGCAUAGAAACUGAUAGUUUAUGCCAAUAAAAUGUUUAGAUGUAGUUUUUGUCGGCCAUAUCUCAGGACUGUGCAACCAACGGAAGCUGGACUUUUAAGGAAACCAAUGAUUCUAUCCUGCUACCAAUAUCAGUACAUUACCUUGUCAAGAGGGUAGAUGAAAGAAAGACAUGCCUCAUCAACGCAUUGAAUCUUAGUUCUAGACGGGGGAAGUUUAUAUGAAAUUUAAGCUGUUUAAGGGAAUCAUUUUACCUGAAAAUUUAAGCGUGCUGAAUGCAUCUUCAAGAAAGAGAUCAAUAGCUGAUCCUCCAAAGGAAUCAGCAAUGACAUUGUCAUCUGGAACUUUUGGGAAGAACGCUACAUUGAUGAUUUGCAUAGCGUCCUAAAUUGUGCAAUCUAGCAGUGAGCACAUUUUUUCUUCUGUUUCCUAGGAAAUUGCAAGCAUCUCAUAUGGGAAGUGCAAGAGAAGGUUUUUUAAUGGACUCCAGCCGUUCUGGUAUAUGUGUCCACAAAGUACUAAAAUUCUCUCAAAUAUGAGCAAUGUACUUACUGUCUGAUGCUGCGUGAUGGAGUGAAAAUCUCUAUAAAAAUGAGGGACCACACCAUUUCAUAGGAGUCCAUCUUGCCCCCCAAUAAUUUUUUUGGGAACUGGUAUGCCUCUCAUGGCUUUUAUUUCAUCAUAGCUUUCACUGCUUGAAUAAAACAAGAAGUUCGCCAUUGUGCUUUAUCACAUCACAUAAUACUAGUUCAAUGGCUUUAGGCCGAGUAUCAAGCUCAUGCCUUUAUUUAGAAAGAUGGUGAUAGGUUCAGACCCAGUUGCACAGAAGCAGUGACAACAGAGGAACACAACUGUAGCGGUGAAAGUUGGCAAUGGUGUGAGAUAAUGACGAUGUGGGGGGAUCGAUGGGAUUUUGUAUAUGAAGAGGAAUGGUGCAGGUGGGUGGUGUAGGGAUGAUGCAAAUACUUAACGGAAUUUCUGAUAGAAAUGGAGUCACAACGAGUAGAGGAUGAAGAAUCAAUUGGAGGCAUCAUUGACACACUAGUGAGAAAGUGACAGAGUGGGGGUGGUGGCAAUUGGGAAGUUUUUUCCCUCUUUCUUCCUCCUUAGCCCUUCUGCAUUUCCCAAAUCCAUAUGCAUAUCCAUUUAAACUACAGAGUCUACUGAAAACACUGUAUGCUAUCAGCAAAGGUCUUCGAUACAAUGGAUUUCGAUUCCAUAAGGGAUGAUGACUAGACAUUUUUUUUCUCAAUGAUAAUCUCUCUGUUCUAGUGUAUCGCCUUUUGGUGUGCUAAAUGUAGAGAAAGGAUAUUCUAAUCAAAGGAGAAAUACUUCCUGUUCUGAAUAUGCUUCACGGGUGAUCUUGGGUGGUCACUUGGGAUUGCAAUAGCUUAAACCAUGAACCAUUGAAGGCUUUUUCAAUGGUUUUAUUCCUGACCAAAGACCGUGUGACUAGUAUGUCACGUCGAUUUUAGAUUUCUUAGUUUCCUUAAAUAAAUAAAUUUCGUGCCUUGGGUGGACGAUAGUUGUUUGUUCCAACAUGAUCAAAUGAAGAGUGAUCAUUAUCUUUAUAUACUGCCAUUUCGAAUCAAAUAACGGUGAAAAAAGUAAGAAAUUGAAAGAAAUAGCCGGUCUAACAAUUGUCCUGCAUUGCAUAUUAUAGAAACAAACCUGUAAUUUUUAUGUAUUUACUCAUCUGAUCGUUUAUCUAGAAUGGGCACUUAAAGUUUCUGUGGAUGGAAUCAUCGGACUCUGAUGCAAAUUAUAUUGAUGCUAGCAUUAUGAAAUGAUAAGUAGAGACACUGCAGCCAAUCCCUAGCUGUCUUCUAUGGCAGGCUGAUAAAGUGCAAAUCAUAGUGCAGCAAACUAGGUAUUAAAUCCUUUCAGCCAUUCUGAUUAUUAGUUGAAACUGACUCGUCACUCUGAUUAGGCCACUAUAUUCAUAGCCAGAAUGGCUUUCAGUUUGACUACCAAAUGGUCUAACUUUUCAUCGGACUCAAGUGGGCCCUCUUUUUUUUGUCCACUUUCAAAGCAGGAACUCAGCCAUCUGGGUCUACUCCCCUCAAUAGUCAAGUAGUUUUGACUUUGGCCGACCCAAGUGGGGGUUGACCCAUCUGGAUCAGACGACUGGAAUCAUUACGCUUGAAACUUCUCUCAUCUUAGAAAGUUUUCAAUGCUCCAUGAUAUGGAUAUGUGAACGAAUGCCCUCUUUCUUUUGUCCACGUGGCAGAGCCGUGGAAAAAUAAUAUUCCCACUUUAGUCAGGAGAAGAACUGAACCCACCCAUCUGGGUCUACUCCCCUCAAUAGUCACGUAGUGUUGACUUGUUCGACCCAGGUGGGGAUUGACCCAUCUGGAUCAGACAGCUGGAAUCACUACAGAUGCAUCCAUCCAGAAAAGAUAGUCACUCUUGAAACUUUUCUGAUUUUAAAAACUUUUUCAUUGCUCCAUCAUGUGGAAAUGUGAACGAAAGUCAACCCCCCUGUUCCACGUCUGUCUCUCUCCAGGGAUUCAAGUGGCAUGGGAGGCGGCUGAGGAUCGAUGAGGAUGGUGAUGUGGCAGACGAGUUCUUUGAUGAGGUACUGCCAGUGGGCCCCUCCGCUGCCACAGAGAACCCCAGGCCGCCGCCCACAUUCAGAGUCAAACAUGCAACCCGGCGGGCGGUGGUCAGGAGCCAGAUGGUCUCCGCCGAUGGCACUGUCCGGCACGGCGUCGAGCUCAGAGGGCAGCUGCUGUGGGUGUGA
Spirodela intermedia is the source of this 3484-nucleotide messenger RNA. The record is from the annotation of a GenBank genome assembly. Lineage: Eukaryota; Viridiplantae; Streptophyta; Magnoliopsida; Alismatales; Araceae.